CAGAACCCCACUCCGAUCAAAUUCAAAAUUCACCUGGCCCGCGAACAACGAAACAACGGAGAUUGUUAACUUAACUUAAGAUUAACUUAACUAACUUGUUUCCGGCGAGUGUUAAGACAGUGCAUCUGUGUGUGUGCGUGUGUACCUGUAACCUGUGUCAGUGUGUUACCUGCUGCCCCGUUGCUAAAUUAAUUUAUUUUUUUCGAACUUUUUUUUUGUGUGUCGUCGUUGCUGCCGCUGCAAAACUGGUUUCUGGCGCAGCAGCAGCACAAAAAAAAAGAGGCAGAAUCUAGCUGUGAAAAGAAGUUAAGAAGAAAAAAUCAAGAAGAAGAGGCGAACAACAGUUGUAUUUUUGUUCGUCUUUCGGUUUUUCGGCUUUUCGGUUUGGAAAAUCAAGGUAGCAUCAUCUAUAAAAACGUAACGCAUCUAGAAUGCCCUGCUCGGCGGUAACACUGUCGAUAGCGACGAUCUGUGCGAUCAUCGCCACCGCUCUUCUGGCCAUUGCCUUCUCCACGGACAACUGGCUCCACUACGAUGUCUGGCGCAAUCAGAUACAGGCCUUUGCCUCAAAGCACUCAGAUGCCGAGUCGCUGCUGUACAACAUGAACAUGAAGUACUACUACUACACGAGAACACGUGGACUCUUCCGCAUUUGUUAUCCCAAGGAACGGCCGCCGGCCUCAGCAGUGCCCACAUAUCUGUCACCGAUUGAGACACACUGCUCGAACAUUGACUACUUUCCGCAGGCGGAGGAUGAGAAAAUCGCCAAUGAGGAUGCCACAUCGAGACUGCAUUUGGCGCGCUCCUGCAUUGCCCUGUUUAUCAUUAGUUUUGUGACCAUUUUCUGUGCCUUUUGGACCGGUCUGUCCGGCUGCUGGAAGCGCUCUUCGGGCGCCAUAACUGCCACAUCGAUAUUGUUGCUGGUCACGUGCCUUUUGGCUGCCGGGGCCAUGGGUCUCUGGCAUACGGUGGAGUUCUUUGAGAAGGAAAAGGUCGUUGGCGAGGAUUACUUUCAGCAGUGGAAUACGGUUCUUCGGGACAAUACAAAGAUUGCCUACGAUUGGUCGUACAUUGUGGCAUGGGCUGGCAUUGGGACAUGCCUCCUGUCGGCCAUACUGCUGUCGGGUGCCGCCGUAUGUCUGCGCAACGAGCGCGAGAAGGAGGAGCAACUGAAUCUGCAGUACUUGAUGCCUGUGUACUCGCAGAAGCAGCCACCGUAUCCGCCGUAUGCCAAUUAUGCACAGCCACAGAUCUAUCCGGGUCCCUACUACCAUGGCUCGCAAUAUGGACCCUACAACUAUUAGGAGGUGGGAGAAGUCCUAGAGGUAAAGAGAGCAUCAUCAGCUGAAGAAGGAUUCAACGAAACGAACGAAGGAAAGACAGAAAGCAGUACCCCGCCCGCACGUCUUUACCCUGCAAUAUAUAUCACAAAAAAGGAGACCAGGAUAUAUCAGAGAUCAUAUAUAUAUAUAUAUGUAUAGUAGAUAGAUAUAUGUAUGAGAAUUCAGGGUCCAAAUCCCCAGAGAGAAGGAGAAAAUUUCAACAAAAUUACAUUCUGAAAAUAAUCUAUUCAUAUGAAUCUUUUUUUUUUGUAGAGCUAUAGAGCUAUAUAUAUAAAUAGAUAUACAUAUAUAUCGAUUUUGUGGGACUUGAGUCAAAAGGUUGCAUCGAAGUUUUUGGUGCGCAAAACUUUUGUGGCACCUAAAGAAGAAUGUUUAGAGGAAACGAAAGGAAGAAAGAAUGAAUGAAAUAUGCAAAGUAAAAGACACACAACAAACAAUAAAGAGUUAAUUUAUUGUAGCGUGUAACGUACAUGUGUAGCCCUAUAAUAAUAAUAUUAAUAAUACUACUAUAAACAAAUGAAAAAAA
Molecule: messenger RNA, 1869 nt
Organism: Drosophila pseudoobscura
Lineage: Eukaryota; Metazoa; Arthropoda; Insecta; Diptera; Drosophilidae
Exons: 5
Coding region: 432-1304 (290 amino acids)
Cellular component (GO): membrane
Source: RefSeq, a predicted model, not a curated record